AUGGUAGACCGCACAAUUGUUGUUAGGCGCAAUGUUGUUGACCCUCUACUUGAAGGAGAGGUUGUUGAUGAUGGCAUCAAAGAGAUGUUGGUAGAGCAGCUCGCCAAAGAAAAGAUACUUUCUACUUUGCUCUUGUCGAACGUCUCUGAUGAAGUUGUUAAGAGGAUGACUGAGCGUGUUGCCGAAGCCGACAAGGAAGCCUUCAAGCUCUAUGCUCUGACCCUUAUAGAUCAAGCCAAGGCUGCUCAGGGCGCAAAGCGUCGUAGGGUGGAGUCUGAGCAAGAAAAGGAGGAUUUCGACAAAUUCAAGAAGAACAUCCAGGAUCGAUUUGGUCCAGAUGUGAAGGUCCUGCCACAUUGGUGCCCCCUUACCGCUUGCUCACCGUCUAUCGAGCUCUCCCUUUGA
Messenger RNA from Perkinsus marinus ATCC 50983, 405 nucleotides. RefSeq lists its product as hypothetical. The record is from RefSeq and is a predicted model, not a curated record. Bases 1 to 405 code for a protein of 134 amino acids. The transcript has a single exon. Lineage: Eukaryota; Perkinsozoa; Perkinsida; Perkinsidae.